AUAAUGAACAUUUUCGCACCGAAGUUUCACUGAACUUUUCCGACGACUCGCCAUGUCGGGAGUGGUCCGCACCCUGAGCCGCUGCCUGCUCCCGGCCGAGGCCGGCCGAGACCCGGGCAGCAGCAAGGACAGGAGUCGGCAGAGGGACGCGGCGCAGGAGCGGGAGGCGCGGCGCAGGAGCAGGGAGAUCGACAAGAUGAUCGACCGGGAGAGGAGAGCCGUCCGCCGGCUGGUGAAGAUUCUGCUGCUGGGGGCCGGAGAGAGCGGAAAGUCCACAUUUCUCAACAGAUGCGAAUCAUUAACGGGCAGGAGUUUGACCAGAAGGCACUUCUGGAUUUCCGAGACACUAUCUAUGAGAAUAUACUAA
This is a messenger RNA of Thalassophryne amazonica, 367 nucleotides long. RefSeq names its product guanine nucleotide-binding protein subunit alpha-12-like. The coding region runs from base 53 to 367 and encodes 104 amino acids. The transcript has a single exon. The record is from RefSeq and is a predicted model, not a curated record. NCBI's taxonomy places the organism in Eukaryota, Metazoa, Chordata, Actinopteri, Batrachoidiformes, Batrachoididae.